Molecule: messenger RNA, 4203 nt
Organism: Protopterus annectens (West African lungfish)
Lineage: Eukaryota; Metazoa; Chordata; Ceratodontiformes; Protopteridae
Gene: SOCS2
Product: suppressor of cytokine signaling 2
Exons: 3
Coding region: 810-1391 (193 amino acids)
Biological process (GO): intracellular signal transduction; phosphatidylinositol phosphate biosynthetic process
Cellular component (GO): phosphatidylinositol 3-kinase complex
Molecular function (GO): 1-phosphatidylinositol-3-kinase regulator activity
Source: RefSeq, a predicted model, not a curated record
AGAGCAGCGCUGAUGUGUGGUCACGUGGCACACGAUUCCUGGAAAGUUCCUGGAAAGCGGCCUUUUUGUUCCCUGGUGGUAAAACAGUAUUUGCACGUUGCAGGCUGAGGAAUGUUUUUAUAACUCUUGCUACCUCAUAGCUCCGCUGGUGCUUCCGAGCAGGACGGCUGUCAGUAGUGUUUGUUUAUCCUCACCGCAUGGACUCUUGUACGUUUUGUCGCCUCGUUUAAAGCUCUGCUGUCACUGAGUUAUUGGGCCUGGUGACCUACUCUAACCCCAAAAUGCUCAGCUAAGCAGUAAACAGUAUCGAAGCAAGCGCAAUAGAUACCAUAUCAAAUCCAGUUAGUCUCCAGUCUCCCAGUUCAAAACCGACAGUGCGGAAGCCUGCCCAAACCCCCCCCCCCCCCAGCUGCACCCCCGUCCCCGCCCAUCGUCUUGGGUAGCCCCUCCCGGGAGGAGCGGGGGGGGGGUGCGCCUGCAUAGUCGCUUAUGUUCUGUUCUUUCACAGUUCUGUCACAAGAUACCAACAGCUACCUCCAGUUUGUCCCAUCAAAGGGGUUUUCCUACAUCACAAACACGGAGACAUUCGGUAGCCACUGUGGCGGAUCUUUCCGUCAUCGCCAGGUGGGAAAGCUGCCUCCCCAAGAAAACCAGAAGAGUACGGUUCUGUUUGAAAAGACUGACUAAGGCUAAGGAAACCCUUACUUUAAACCUGUGAUGGCUAUCCCAAAAAAUCGAAAGUGUGGGUGGAUUUAACUGGCACGAAGUGUCUCCUCUAAGAAUUUGACAGUAGAGAUAUUUUUUCCCAAAUGACCUGCCAGUCUGGAGAUUCCACGGAGUCCAUAGAGCGCAGACCUGGGGCUGAAGCCCGCGUUUUAGAUCCGGAUAAGAGCCGUGUUGCAGUAGCCAUGAAGGAGCUGAAGAGGACAGGGUGGUACUGGGGACCUUUGACAGCCAGCGAAGCCAAAGACAAAUUACAAGAUGCUUCUGACGGGACAUUUUUAGUAAGAGACAGCUCACACAGAGACUUUCUUCUCACAAUCUCUGUCAAAACACCAGUGGGACCAACAAACCUGCGAAUAGAAUACAGAGAAGGCAAAUUCAGGUUGGACUCUCUUGUAUUAGUGAAACCCAAACUUAAGCAGUUCAACAGCGUGGUCUGCCUUGUGGAAUAUUAUGUUGUGUUAUCCAGGAGUUCCCAAGGCUCAGAAGCAUUAGCACGGCCCAAUGGAACAGUACAACUUUAUCUGUCCAGUCCAUUGUAUACGGAAGUUCCAUCUCUGCAACAUCUCUCCAGAAUCGCCAUAAACAAAUCUGCAAGGAAUGUUGACGAAUUGCCAUUGCCAAAAAGACUUAAAGAUUUCUUAAAAGAAUAUUCACAUCAUAUAUAAUAUAAAUGUAACUAUAUAUAUAUAUAUAUAUAUAUAUAUAUAUAUAUAUAUAUAUAUAUAUAUAUAUAUAUAUAUUAACAUGCUGGUGCUAUAACUGCCUUAUGAUGUGGCAUUGGACUUCAAAGAAGUAAAGUAAGCAUUAUUAGGCAGAAAACAGAGAAAUAAAAGCAUCUCUGCCUCACACACUGAAAAUUAUCAAAGAUGUAUACAUUUUAUGUGAUAAUAAGCAUUUUAUGGACAUGACAUAAACAUUUGUACAGUGUUUAUAUUGACUGGUAGUGUGUUGGUGUCUUAUGUAGGGGGAGUGAGCUCAGCUUGCACUUUGUUUUAAAAGUUCUCUUCUUUGUUUUUACAAAUAAAAAACAUCCACAAGAAUCCAGCCACACAAUAUUAAGUGCAAAUAUGGAUUUUGCAAAAUGGUAUUAUUAAGAAGUGCCCAGUAAGACAUCUUAUUUGCCCUUUAGAACUGAUUUACAUGCACAGUGGCACAGGCUGCUAUAACUGUUGGUUCCCCAGUUCAGUUCUAACUGGACUGCUUUCUGUUCAGAAUUUGCAUGUUUCUUUGUGUGUCUGUUGAUUUAUGUUGGAUGCACUGGUUUCUACCAACAUCCCAAAAUGAUGCCAUUGGGUAAAUUGCCAGUCCUUUGAGUUGCCUGUGUCUGUGUGCAUAGAAUUCAUCACGGACUGCUGCCAUGUCCAUGAAUGAGUCUUAUGCUCAGCCUACUUAAUAUUAGGAUAGGACAUGGAUCUCCCACAGCUCUGACUAAGGUAAAGUGGGUGAAUUUGUCUAGUUUACCCAAAUAUUCACAGCUUUAAAGUAAUAAUCCUAUAUCAAAAUGGUGUGUUUCUGCAGCAGGAAUAUUUCAGUUUCACAAACACAUUUUCAUUUCUAAAAAAAGAAAGCAGGCAUAAGUCAAACUUAAAAUUCAAAAUUCUUAGACUUGUUUUGACGUUCCCUGACGCUUUUGAAAAUUAUGAUGUUACUGAACGCUGCAGUAUGUUGUGUUGCUUACGUUUUUUUGCCUGGUAUGCCUGAAAAUCUGAGUGCAUCUUCAAUGGCCAAACAUUUCAAAACAAAAUGCUCACUCCGAACACCAGUAUGGCAUAUGUUUUGGAAAUGAAAAAAGUCUUGUAAAAUCUGAGGUCACACUGCUGCUCAUAUUCAAGUUUAUUGGAGAAAAAGCUAAAAUAUUCAAACUUUUUUUUUCAGAGAAGAAUUGUAAGUAAUAUUUUUGAGAUAUGCAUCAUUUUUUCCCUUCUGCUUUCUAUAAGUUAUUCAGCUGAGUUAAACAAUUUAUUUUCUGUUGGGUGCUAUUGCUUCCCCUUGUAGACAAGCUGGAGUAUAAAGUGGUUAGAAUAAUUUAUCAAAGUUGUCACUUUAACCACUUGCACAUGGUUUGUAGGAGCAGGCCUGCUCUUGGAUAGAGAUCCAGACUGUACUGUUUGUUCCUUGGAAUUUUUUUCUUUUGCUUUAAUAUGUUAACAUUGUAUUAUAACAUUAUUUCCUGUAUAAUCUUUCAAAACUGAAGCAGCUAAAAGUCUUUGUUAUACUGUAUUGAAUAGGUUUUUGUCUACUGACAGCUGCCAUGUAUUUUACUGAUCACAUAAAAGCAGUAGUGGCAGCUAAUUUUCACGUGUGGUUUGAUUUUCAUGUGAAACAUGAGAUGGUCAUUGUUAUUUGUCUAAUCCCUAACCAGACUGGACAUAACUGUAACACUGUUACUCCUUAAAUCAAAUGGCAGCCGAUCCAGUAUUUCUUUUCUAGAUUGUGAUCAUUGUAUUAAUGUUUCAGUACCUGCUACCUGCCUGCAUGUGACAUUAAUAUAAGAACUGCCCUGUUUUUGUGGGGAUGCUUAUAACAGUUGUUGAGAAGCAGCUUCAGUGUUGCGCAUAACCCACAAGCCUUCUAUGAUUAAGAACCUGUGUAUAUGUGCUAGUAAAGGUUAGACUCAAUGGCGGUCGAGUGAUACCCAGUAUCUGCUCUUUUAUCAGUUCCUUACUUAUACUCGGGUUACACACAGUUUUCUUUUGUAUCUGAUCCCAUCUCACCCCAUCCUAGCUAAUGGUAAUAGUGUUCACUUUUUUAUUGAUUGUGGAGAGCUUGCUGUUUUUUAAAGUCCAUAUGGUACCCAUGUACGUAGGAAAAGGUAAGUGUAGGCCACAGCCCCAUAUAUAUUCAGUUCAACAAAGAAAACACUAUUUGGAUACGAGUAGUCAUUAGAUUCUUGGUGUUAUAUUUUGCAACAACAUUGCUGAAAUGAAUAAUUCCAUUUUAUCAAACUUUCCUAAGAAACUGUAUUUUAAGGUAGUAUAUUCUAUAAUACUGGAAACCAUUUAAUGAAACCAAAUGUUUUGAUAGUUAAAUGGCAUCUGUUUUGUAAUGAACCUCCAAUCCAUUGCUUAAAUCAUAAGUUAGUGUUCAUUAUACCAAAUUUAUUUUUGCUAAAAACCUGGAAUGUCAUAGUCAAAUGAUUAUGUUCUUGACAUAAAUGUAUAGCUAGUGAUUACACAUUAUAUCCAUAAGCUUGUAUUUAAACAACCACAAUUUAAAACAAACUUAAGGCAGAUGGUUAUUGCACAGCUGUCAAAAAUGUAAGGGUAUAUUGUAUAACACUGUAUAUAGCACAAAGGUAGAAGUCUCUAAAUGAAAAAAAUACAUCUGGUAGCUGAAGGACAAGAGGACAAGUGUUAUAUUAACUUGAAUUUAUUAAGGAAUUUAUAAAGAUAUUACUGUAUUUUUCUAACUUGCAGACUGUACUGUUAACUGCAGUAUUAAAAAUAAAAAGGCCAUGAAAGUGGAAUAUCAGAUUUU